GAUGAUGGCAAUCCGAGUUCUUCUGGAUCACGACGUACAGGAGGAGAAGAUCUUCUUACUCUCACUGCUGAUGGCGGAGAUGGGAGUACACUCGGUGGCGUACGCCUUCCCGCGAGUGCGAAUCAUCACCACCGCUGUGGAUAAACGCGUCAACCAGGAAUUCCACAUCAUCCCGGGCAUCGGUAAUUUCGGGGACCGCUUCUUCGGCACAGACACUCCGUCUGAAUGGUGUGACAGUGAAGAGUGUGAAAUGGACUAUUGAGCGCAGAAGCAGGGCAGUCCGUACCCCCCGCCACCCUCCAGGCUCGCCCUGUGCUUCACCCUUAUUUAUUACUCUGCUUGACUUCUCCUGGAGAAUCUUGAAGCUGGAGCGGAGAGGACAGAAAUACCAGAACCGUCAUGCCGUGGGCCUUUUAUGUGGUCGGAACCUUCAUAACAUCGGCUUUAAAGAGAACCUGUCAAAUGAAUGCCUGUAAUAGCUGAGGCUGCCAUCCUGAAAGAGGUGCCCAUUGACUCCUGGAAGUGGUGUCAGGUUCAGGGCUAUAGAGUGAUGCUGUGCUAUGGG
Molecule: messenger RNA, 565 nt
Organism: Rana temporaria (common frog)
Lineage: Eukaryota; Metazoa; Chordata; Amphibia; Anura; Ranidae
Product: uridine-cytidine kinase-like 1
Exons: 3
Coding region: 2-262 (86 amino acids)
Source: RefSeq, a predicted model, not a curated record